GCCUCCUUGAGCUCCUAGGAGACUCAUUGAUUCCUCCCAUCUGCUUCCAGAGCCUGCACUCUGCUGUGGUGCUGGUGGGGAUGCUGGCACUCCAGUGCUCGUGUGCGUGUAGCCUGCUGUGGCAGAUUCUGCUUGGAAAAGCAGCCCCAGGUUUGGGCUCCUGCCCCUCCUUCCCCAGGGCUGCAGGUUUGGCCUUUGCCAGGCCUGGGGAAAAAUCUGGCAGGCAGGAAGGGUCCUGGCUAGUCCUCUGUGGCACCCCUGGAGCCCCCACUGUGCAGAGGAGCUGGGAGGCUGUGGCACAGCAGCUGUGGAGCCAGAGCAUCAGUGGACAGCAGAUGUGGCUUCUGGCAUCAGGAAAAUGUUGGGAUUUGUCCCCCGGGGCAAGGGAGUCCCAGCACAAACAGAGCGGGGGAGCUGGGAUUGGACUGGAACUGUGGAGCGUUAUAAAGAGUGCAAGAACCUUCCUGGCGCCCUGUGGAUCCCUCUGUACCUGGCACGGGGCCAGGGCAGGAUGGGGUCACCGAAGGGGAUGGAGGGUGGCACUGGCUAUGGAACCCUGAUGGCACCAUCCCUCCCUGGCACCAUGGGGAGUGCAGGGUGACACCUCCCCACAAUCAGGGAGCUGUGCUGCUGCCAGUACCCCUUUGUUCAGGGGGAUAAUUAGCCUAAUGGGGCUCCGAGCAUCAGCCUGGAGCACUGUGCUGCCGGUGCUGGCCAGCAUUGACCUUCAGCCCCUUUGUGCCAGCCCAGCCACAGGGCCUGUGGGCAAUUAGGGCCUCAUUAGUGCCUGGCGCCCCAGCCACUGAGCACCCACACAAUGAGGAACUGCAAAUGAGGGGAAAGGCCUGGAUGGUCUCCGGGCUACCGGCCCCAGCGCGCCUGUGUCUCCCAGAGACCGUCUGCUCCCCGCUGCCCCAGCGGUAUUUUUGGCAGCACCAUUGUGCUGGGCCCUAUAAAGCAGUGGCAGCAGCACAGGGCACUGUGCUCUCAGCUGCCCAGGGGGACAUGCCCCAGAGCUACUCGGCUGCCUGAAGACCCCAGGAAGGAUGGAGGUGCCAAACACCAAGCUCCAGCGAGCUUCCUGCCUCUUGCUCCUGCUCCUGCUCUGCUCCCUGGCCUCUCCCCGGCAGAGCCUGCCCGACUGCUGCCGGCAGAAGACCUGCUCCUGCCGCGUCUAUGACCUCCUGCACGGCAUGGGCAACCACGCCGCUGGCAUCCUCACGCUGGGCAAGAGGAAGAGUGGCCCCCUGGCCUUCCAGAGCCGGCUCUACCGCCUCCUCCACGGCUCCGGCAACCACGCCGCGGGCAUCCUCACCAUGGGCAAGCGCGGGGAGCGCCCUGGCACCACCGGCCACGACACAUCGGGCUGCCCUGCAGGCGAGGACACCCAGCCAACACCAGCACUGCGAGGUGCUGACACUAGCCCUGCCGGCCCCAGGGAGUGCCAGGGACACUCAGGGAAGGACCUGAGCACGAUCCAGGCCCAGGGAGCGGCAGGGAGCUUUUACUGAGUGGGGUGGGGACAGUGAGGGCAGAGAGGGGAUGUCUGGGGGGGAUGGAAUCCUGGGACACACACUAGGAGCUCGGUGUAAAUAGCACUUUUAGAUACCUCCUCCCUGGCUCAGCCUGCCCAGGGAACUGCGGGCACCGCGGGCACCGCGGCCUUUUACAAUAAACGGUAGCCUGAUGUCA
Messenger RNA from Myiozetetes cayanensis, 1692 nucleotides. RefSeq names its product hypocretin neuropeptide precursor (gene HCRT). Bases 1047 to 1511 code for a protein of 154 amino acids. Lineage: Eukaryota; Metazoa; Chordata; Aves; Passeriformes; Tyrannidae. The record is from RefSeq and is a predicted model, not a curated record. Gene Ontology annotation, biological process: feeding behavior; neuropeptide signaling pathway. The transcript has 2 exons.